This is a messenger RNA of Lachancea mirantina, 978 nucleotides long. The record is from the annotation of a GenBank genome assembly. NCBI's taxonomy places the organism in Eukaryota, Fungi, Ascomycota, Saccharomycetes, Saccharomycetales, Saccharomycetaceae.
AUGCCAUUUGAUUUUGACUUCGUGGUAGAAUCAUUUGUGAUACCCAUCAUCAGAUAUCCUAUUUUAGUGCUGAUUCCCUUUUUCAGGGCUUUUGAUUUGAAUGUUUCCACCUUAGGUGGCUUUCUUGUCGUUUACUCAUUCGUUUUAAAUGGAGCCAUUCUUUGCAACAACAUGUUCAAGCUCAGGGGUCGAUGGAGGGCGAUGAGUAAAUUGACACAUUUCAAAUGUGUCGUGACAGGCGGAAGUUCGGGUCUGGGAAAACAAAUAGUACUUAAACUACUGGCGCGAUACGAUAAUGCUGAAAUUAUUAUCAUUGAUAAAAUUGAACCUGAAAUUGCAGAUGCCCGCGCCAAAUUCUUUAAGUGUGAUUUAUCGAAAAUGGAGGAUCUGGAUUUGGCAUUAGCCAGCAUUCGAAGCGUCGGUCAGAUCGAUCUUCUUAUCAAUAAUGCUGGAAUGAGAUGCAAAUAUGGUUCAUUGAAACAGACCACAUAUCAGGAUAUGAAUCAAAUAUUCCAAGUUAACGUUUUCGCGCCUAUUCGACUCUUGCAAGAGUUAUCGCCUAAUCUCAGCGAAGAGCGUCAAUUCUACGCCGUCACAAUCGCCAGUGCGCUCGGCAUUAAUGCUCCAGCACGGGCAUCUAGCUACGGAGCCACAAAGGCUUCACUCAUUGCGUUCCAUGAAUCUUGGACUCAAGAGUUUUCGCAGGCAGAUUCGGUACGCUCGUUGUUAGUUCUACCGGGCCAGCUCAAGACUACAAUGUUUGAAGGGUUUAAGCCGCCUAAGCAGUUUUUUGCGCCCUUAGUAGAACCGGACUUUUUGGCGACUCGCAUCAUAAAUUGCUGCGAAAUUGGGCUACGGGGUGAACUUUACGCACCAUUUUAUGCGAAUUUCAUGUAUGCAUUGAAAACAUCUCCAUACAUGGUGACCUGGCUCGGACGAUUCAUGUCCGGAAUGGAUUCCUGCCUCCCGCAUGAAUAA